Vanderwaltozyma polyspora DSM 70294 is the source of this 630-nucleotide messenger RNA. RefSeq names its product nuclear cap-binding protein subunit CBC2 (gene CBC2). Gene Ontology annotation, cellular component: nuclear cap binding complex. The record is from RefSeq and is a predicted model, not a curated record. NCBI's taxonomy places the organism in Eukaryota, Fungi, Ascomycota, Saccharomycetes, Saccharomycetales, Saccharomycetaceae. Gene Ontology annotation, biological process: mRNA cis splicing, via spliceosome. The transcript has a single exon. Gene Ontology annotation, molecular function: RNA cap binding. Bases 1 to 630 code for a protein of 209 amino acids.
AUGUCCUUAGCAGAAUUUGAUGAGAUUAAAUUUGAUCAUUCCACUGAUCGUUUAGACAAGCCAUCUACAUAUCUACUGCGUAAAGCAAGAAAAAAUGUUGCAAAUGGGUUAGAUGAGUUGCGUCAAUCGAUGAAAUCAGCAACUAUUUACGUGGGUAAUCUUUCAUUUUAUACAUCAGAAGAACAAAUUUAUGAAUUAUUUUCAAAAUGUGGUAGUAUUAAAAGAAUUAUCAUGGGAUUGGAUAGAUUCAAGUAUACACCAUGUGGGUUUUGUUUUAUAAUAUAUAACACCCCAGAUGAAGCAUUAAAUGCAGUCAAGUAUUUAAGCGAUACCAAGUUAGAUGAUAGAACCAUUACUAUCGAUUUAGAUCCAGGAUUUGAAGAUGGAAGACAAUUCGGUCGUGGUAAGAGCGGAGGUCAAGUGAGUGAUGAAUUAAGAUUCGAAUACGACGCAUCCAGAGGUGGCUUUGCAGUACCUCUAGCCGACCGUAUUGGUAAUGCCAAUGGGUCUCAAGGGGUCUAUUCACACAAUAGAAACUUUGGUGCGAGAAGAGUAAGAUACGUCCCACCACCAGAAACAAUGGCUACAUUUGAAAACGAUCAAGAAGAAGAUAAUUACAUUCCUCAAUAG